This is a messenger RNA of Akanthomyces muscarius, 672 nucleotides long. RefSeq lists its product as uncharacterized. Bases 1 to 672 code for a protein of 223 amino acids. The record is from RefSeq and is a predicted model, not a curated record. Lineage: Eukaryota; Fungi; Ascomycota; Sordariomycetes; Hypocreales; Cordycipitaceae. The transcript has 2 exons.
AUGCUACCAACCAAGACGCUCAAAAUGGCCGCUUCAGUCGUUUCCCUAGACCAGAUCCCGUCGCUCGCGUCCCUCUACCGCGACUCAAAGCUCGCCGCCAGCUCCAAGCCGCCAGCCACCUCACCAUCUGAAUCGGUCAACAAUCGCGCGGCACUCAUUCGCGGUGAUCUUACCAAGCUACAGGUCGACGCUAUUGUCAACGCAGCCAACACAUCGCUGCUCGGUGGCGGCGGCGUCGACGGUGCCAUACACGCCGCCGCCGGCCGCAGUCUCCUCGACGAGUGCCGCACCUUAGGCGGCUGCCCGACCGGCGAAUCGCGCAUCACCAAGGGCUACCGCCUGCCUGCCAGACACGUCAUCCACACAGUCGGCCCCGUCUAUAGUAGCGACGACGUCAGCGAACCGCUGCUUCGUAGCUGCUAUCGCUCCAGCCUAGAGCUCGCUGCCCAGAACGGCCUCAGGUCGGUGGCGUUUAGCGGCAUUAGCACGGGCAUCUACGGAUAUCCCAGCGUGGAUGCUGCGGUUGUCGCUUGUAGGACUGUCAGGGAGUAUCUAGACGAGCACGAUGGCCCACUCAAGAAGGUGGUCUUCGUCACGUUUCUACAAAAGGACGUGGAUGCCUACAACGCGAUUAUCCCGACAUUCUUUCCGCCAGCUGAGAGUACAGAUUGA